Aricia agestis (brown argus) is the source of this 2318-nucleotide messenger RNA. RefSeq names its product esterase FE4-like. NCBI's taxonomy places the organism in Eukaryota, Metazoa, Arthropoda, Insecta, Lepidoptera, Lycaenidae. The coding region runs from base 607 to 2229 and encodes 540 amino acids. The transcript has 4 exons. The record is from RefSeq and is a predicted model, not a curated record.
CCACACAAAAAAUUCAUAGCCGAACAUAAUAAAUAAUAAUUAAUACAACAACCUCAUUCUUUGUUGAGAUUAAACAGGAAGGUUACAGGCAUUGAAAAUUGGGCGUAUCCACCGGAAAUAGAUAACAUACCUUAGAUAAUCUGUACUAUAUUGUAAUGUCAAUUGUCAUAGCGUAUAUUGUAUGUGAUUACAAUCAAUUUUCCGCGAAUUACUGUGGAAAAAGCCGACAGGGUCGAAUCAAAAUCACAGUGAUCUAUUACAUUGUAUUGAUCUAUCAAGAGAUUAUAUUUUUAAGAUCCUUGAAUCAAGUGAAAAAUCCAGCAUGGCGAAAUUGUUCAAGGAUGUUGCAUAUUACGCGUGUGUUAAUAAUUUUGUACUAGAAUACAAAAUCCUAAUAAUAUCAGGUUUGAACUUUAAGUUAUUUAACAUCGGAUAGGGACUUAGAAGUCUAAACUUAGGAAGAACUAGAAUCUACAACUGCAAACCCCAAUAAUAUAAUUUAGUGGCAUAUUGAGGCUUAUCUCCUCGAAAAUUAUGAUUGAUACGAUAACAUAGUUCUGAGUGCAGUGUUAACGUAACAUUACAACAGAUUGUUGAGUUACAAGCAUGUGGGGAGCAUGCUGCUUUAUACUGCUGGUCCUGUGCCAAGUCCAGGGUUCACAGAGAAUAGAGCCCCUGGUGCAGACUGAAGUUGGGUUGAUACGAGGUCUACAGGCAGAAGAUGGGGAUUACGCAAUGUUUUUGGGCGUUCCGUACGCGAAGGUCAACGAAGAUAAUCCUUUCGGGGAUGCUCAACCAUUUCCGAAAUUUACCGAGACUUUUGAAGCACUUGACGAUUCAGCAGUGUGUCCUCAAACUGAUUUCUUCUCGAACCAAUUAGUAGGAACAUUAGACUGUCUACAUCUCAAUAUUUAUGUCCCGAAUAAGGCUACGAGUCAAAAUAAACUACCCGUUAUCUUUUGGAUACAUGGCGGAAGAUUUACUUAUGGAUCUGGCAAGAGAGCCGAAUUCGGCCCGAAAUUCUUAGUGAGACACGACGUUGUUUUAGUUACAAUCAACUACCGCCUUGGUGUAUAUGGAUUUAUGUGCUCAGAUUCGGUUGAAGUACCUGGAAAUCAAGGUUUUAAAGAUCAAUAUCUAGCAUUAAAAUGGGUAAAGACUAAUAUAGCUUCAUUUGGGGGUGAUGAAAACCAAAUAACAGUUAUGGGUGAGAGUGCUGGGAGCAUGUCUGUUGAUUACCAUUUAUUAUCAAAAAGAGAAAAGUUUUUCAAGCGCGCUAUUUUACAAAGCGGAUCCGCGCUCUGCCCAAGAGAAUUUGUUCAAUCUGACGAUAAAGCAGCAAUUAAAAUUGCUAAACAUCUAGGAUUCGAAACUGAUAAUUUUAACGAAGCAAUAAGCUUUUUGUCAAAACAAAACGAAAAAGUCGUCGUAAGCACAACACAGGAAUUAAACAUGUAUUUUAGAGCAUGCGCGGAAAAAGAUUUUGAAAAUGUGGAAAAAUUUGUUUCCGAAGAUCCAGGAAUCACCACACCAGAAGUUAAGGGAAUUUCAAUUCUAAUGGGUUACAAUAGUCAGGAGCUAAUGGUUAUAUAUUCUAAUGAUACCAAAGAGUUUUAUGAUAGCUUAAAUAAUUUCUUGUACGACGUUGGCGAUGAAUUUGUGGACGAGGACAAUGUCGUUAGACACUUUUAUAUAGGCGAUGAAGAAAUGUCUGUCUCCAAGAAAAAAUUAUUGAUUGCUUUUGCAUCCGAUUACAAAUUUAAUCAUCCUAUUCAAAGAAGUGUUAUUAGAUAUAAUCAAAGUGAAGUUGAAAGCGUAUAUCAUUACAUAUUUUCGUAUAGUGGGGGAAGAAACAUGUUCAAAAAAAUAUUUAAUAUGACUGAAGGAGGCGCGUCCCAUGCAGAUGAAUUAGGUUAUUUAUUUGACUCAAACCUGUUUCCUGGAGAACCAUCACCAGAAGAUCAAUUGAUAAUUGAUAGAAUGACGGCCAUGUGGACUAAUUUCGCUAAAUAUGGCGACCCAACACCAAAUGUAACCGAUCUUCUUCCUGUUAAAUGGCUACCUGUCAGUAACUAUCUAUAUGCUCUGAAUAUUAACACCUCUGGGAAAAUGCACAAACGACCAUAUCGAUCAAGAAUGGCGUUUUGGGACGUUUACUUGAAAGCGUAUCCUGAAAAGUUUUCAACAACAAGCGCUUCUGAUUUCGAUGCUAUUAAUUCCGGGAAUUAAAAAACUAAGAAUGGUGAGGACCAUGAAGCAAGGACGAAUCAAGUAAUCGGGGUACCCUACGCUCAAGUAAACCGAAGCAACGUGUUUGG